AUGAGCGCUCCGGGUUCGCCGUCCAGCCGCAAAAGGCCUGCCGAUGAUGAAUCGGAUGCCUCGGGUGUCAAAAAGGCCCGGGUGGAAAAUCCCGAGGCUGCCUCCAACACGCCGGCUGAUGAGUUCGAGGAGGGUGAGAUAGGAGAUUCUCCUUCUGGAUCUGAAGCGGCGUCGACCAAGGACAACGAGGCUGAGAGUACGCCAGCGCAUGGUGGUUGGAACCGCGGCGUUAGCAACGGCCUGCGGACAUCCUUCAUAUCACUGAGUACAUCAAGCCUGCGCAAAAAGUCGCAAAAGAAGGAAGCCGACCCAGAGCCCACACCAGAGACGGCGUCGGCAUCGCCUGUCAAGAAGACCAAAGGCGGAAAGCGUUCAAAGAGUUCAUCGCCGACGGACCAAAAGGUCCUGGAUGGCUGGCUCGCCCUUCCUCCCCAUCAGCCCUUCGAUUUCAGGUCACGACCGAGAUACCCAGAGUCGUGGCAGAUGCGUUUUGUGGAUUUCUGUGAGACUCUUAUCAGGCACAAUAUCCGGUGGCCCGAGACAAAGAUGGACGAGGCUCAGGUCAACAAGAUGAACAAUCCCGAUCUCUUGUACAGGGCUUGGGUGCAGUGGCUGCAGGACCACGCGGACCAGAAAGGCUGCUCUAUAGAUCAGGUGGCUGCGGGAUCCAAGCUGGCUUCAGCGCAAAAGCUGUCCAGAGAAAGCCUCGGACAGAUAAUCUCUGAAGCACUCAACGGCGAGCCUGAGGGACCAAAGACACGGGCUAAAAAUAAAGAGCCAAAGAAGACAAACUGGACCCAAUUCACUCUCCAACGUACCAGAUUCGAGAAUCUGACAAUGCCACCGUUGGUCCCCAAGUCGGACUUGGAUGAGUUGAAGAGGGACAAAGACCUUUGGAAGACCAGAUUCCUUCAGUGGUCUCAGGAUUUCAUCAACCUGAAUCGAGACCUUCUGACCGCCGAUACCCCGGAGCUCCUGGGCGUUAUCUGGACGUCCUGGUGUACCUGGUUCAAACAGAUUGUGACAAAGAACAAAACUCCCGUUGGGAAGGACGUUGCUCGGAAUUUCUUCCUCGAGAACAACGAGGAUGUUGAAGCCGUUUACCGUGGUAUCAUGGCAGCCAGUCCAAGGCCAGCUUUAGAUGAGGCAGAGGAGCCACCAAAAUACGAAGAGACAGAAGCUGCCGAUGAACCGAGCGAGCGCCCACAAGUGGCAGCCAGAAACGAGGAGCAACAACUAUCACAACCCACAACGCCCAGAAACGAAGACGUCGACCUCCACAUCCGCCACAAAUACUUCUGCGGUCUUGAACACAACCAGCUCUUCUGCAUCGAAUGCGCCUCCUACUCGCACGACUCCUCGCAAUGCCCCCUCCUCACCUGCCGUUGGUGCAACGCCGUCGCCGAGCACCCAUCCUACGCCUGCCCGACCCGUCGCCGCUGCACCAAAUGCCGCCAGCUCGGGCACGAAGCCGAGUCCUGCACCGAGAAGCUCGCCCUCCCGCGCGACCAGAUGGAGUGCGCCAUCUGCGGCUCUCGCGACGGACACCUCGAAGAGACCUGCGUCGAGCUCUGGCGCACCUUCAAGCCCGACCCUCUCACUUCCUCCAAGGUCAAAGCGCUACCCAUCUACUGCUACUGCUGCGGCAACGCGGGCCACUACGGCGCCGACUGCGGCAUGAACAUGGCGCGCCCGGAAACGAUUACGGUGUGGGAGACGUGGAGCAAGAGCAACGUCGAGCAGCUUUACGUCGAUCCGGAAUCCGAAAAGAUUGCCAUUGCGCUGAAACCGAUGCCCAAGGGCUCGGUUUUGGCGGCGUACAACGAGGAGGAUCCUUAUGCGGACUGGGAUGCAAACAGCAACGGCGGCAGACCAGAUUUCGGACAUGGUAUUGCGCCGCAGAGACAUGUCUUCUUUGAGGACGAUGACGAGGAUGAGGAAGAUGAGGGGUUUAUUAGGCCGCCGGUGCAGAAGAAUCAGGGUGGACCAGCGCAAGGGAAGAUUAACUUUGGUGGCGCUGGUGGUGGUAACCGUGGCGGACGAGGCAAGAAUGGAGGAGGUGGUGGUGGUUCCUUCAACCCGCCGCUUCCGCCUGGUCCGCCGCCUGGAAGACUGAGGGAGUUCCAGAGCUACAACCAUGGCAGGGGAGGCGAUUCUUUUAAGAAUGGCGGCGGCGGCGGGGGCGGACGUGGUGGUGGUGGUGGUCGCGGUGGAUAUGGCGGCGGCCGGAGGGGUAGAGUGUACAAUCUUGUCAUCAGCGUUUGGAGAUACUGUUACAAGCGCAUUGGUAUCCAGCAAAAAUAG
This is a messenger RNA of Neurospora tetraspora, 2304 nucleotides long. RefSeq lists its product as uncharacterized. The coding region runs from base 1 to 2304 and encodes 767 amino acids. Gene Ontology annotation, molecular function: nucleic acid binding; zinc ion binding. The transcript is spliced from 2 exons. The record is from RefSeq and is a predicted model, not a curated record. NCBI's taxonomy places the organism in Eukaryota, Fungi, Ascomycota, Sordariomycetes, Sordariales, Sordariaceae.